Messenger RNA from Zingiber officinale, 980 nucleotides. RefSeq lists its product as uncharacterized. Gene Ontology annotation, molecular function: peptidyl-prolyl cis-trans isomerase activity; ribosome binding; protein folding chaperone. The coding region runs from base 137 to 721 and encodes 194 amino acids. The record is from RefSeq and is a predicted model, not a curated record. The transcript has 8 exons. Gene Ontology annotation, biological process: 'de novo' cotranslational protein folding; protein transport; protein unfolding. Lineage: Eukaryota; Viridiplantae; Streptophyta; Magnoliopsida; Zingiberales; Zingiberaceae.
GAUUUAGCGCAUGCGCGCACCGCUUCUUUUUGAUAACAGUAGAUAAGAGAAGCAAAGAAGGAGCGUUCAUUUUUCUGUAGGGAAAUUAGGGCUCUAUUAUAUUAUAUUGUUUUAUUUUUGAGAAAGUUUAGGAGGAAUGAUGGCGUUAAUGACUACCAUCGCAGUCGGUCCUAAGCUCCCGCUUCAGAUAACUCAGUCCCUGUUUCAUCAAGUAAGUAGAACUUUUGAGAGUGUUGCGGUGUGUAAUGCGUGGGAAAGUCAAAGACUUUUGUUUCCAUAUGGUAGAGACUCCAGGAAUUGGCCAUGGUCUGUACAUGCAGUUGGUCCAGGUUUAGAAGCAUCGAUAUCCAAUACUUCAAAGAAUGACUUGAGAUUGGAUGAUAUUAAAAUAGUUGUCCAGUCACGGGACAAUGAUAAGAUUAAUCUAAGAGUGGAUCUAACAGGAGAGGAAACGCAGAAAGCGUUUGAUGCUGUAUUGACAAACUUGGCUGGUACUGCACCUCCAGUCCCAGGAUUUCGGAGAAAGAAAGGAGGAAAGACAUCCAAUGUGCCAAAGAGCUUCCUGUUACAGAUGCUUGGGCGAGACCGAGUAACUAAAUUCUGCAUACAAGAAGUUGUUAGUAUAACCAUCGGAGAUUAUGUGAAGAAGGCAUGUCAUUUUUUAGGAGAACCUGAAGGUGAAAAGUCAGUUCAAAACAAUCCAAACCUCCGAAGAGCUUGAAGCAGCUUUUGCUCCUGGUAACGACUUCAAUUUUGAUGCUGUUGUGGAUAUUGAUAUUUCUGAUGUUGAAAUGGCCACCUCAGUCUCUUCCUAGUUAAGUUGUGCGUAAAGGAUUUAGUGUAGCAUUGUGUGUUGGAAUGAAAAUUGUUUGUUUGAUGUUUAUUACUAUCUUCUAUGUUUUAAAGUACAAUUUUCAUAGAAGUCCCGAUGGACUUUUUCAUACAGAAACUUAUAUUUAUUCCUAACCCUUCGAACGUCA